Molecule: messenger RNA, 4247 nt
Organism: Leopardus geoffroyi (Geoffroy's cat)
Lineage: Eukaryota; Metazoa; Chordata; Mammalia; Carnivora; Felidae
Gene: MBOAT2
Product: membrane bound O-acyltransferase domain containing 2
Exons: 13
Coding region: 121-1683 (520 amino acids)
Biological process (GO): lipid modification
Cellular component (GO): membrane
Molecular function (GO): acyltransferase activity
Source: RefSeq, a predicted model, not a curated record
CCGCGGGCGGCCAGGGGGCAGGCGCGCCGGCUGCAUCCCCAUCCUCGGCGUCGCCCGGCACGGCGCGCGGGCGAGCGGCGCGGGCGGCCGGAGCGCGGCAGGCGGAGCGCCAGGCCGGCCAUGGCCACCACCAGCACCACGGGCUCCACCCUGCUGCAGCCCCUCAGCAACGCCGUGCAGCUGCCCAUCGACCAGGUCAACUUUGUCGUGUGCCAGCUCUUCGCCUUGCUAGCAGCCGUUUGGUUUCGAACUUACCUCCAUUCAAGCAAAACUAGCUGUUUUAUAAGACAUGUCGUUGCUACCCUUUUGGGCCUUUAUCUUGCACUUUUUUGCUUUGGAUGGUAUGCCUUACAUUUUCUCGUACAAAGUGGAAUUUCCUACUGUAUCAUGAUCAUCAUAGGAGUGGAGAACAUGCACAAAUAUUGUUUUGUGUUUGCUUUGGGAUACCUCACAGUGUGCCAAAUUACUAGAGUCUAUAUCUUUGAUUAUGGACAAUAUUCUGCUGAUUUUUCAGGCCCAAUGAUGAUAAUUACCCAGAAGAUCACUAGUUUGGCUUAUGAAAUUCAUGAUGGGAUGUUUCGAAAGGAUGAAGAACUGACUGCAUCACAGAGAGGUCUGGCUGUAAGACGCAUGCCAAGCCUCCUGGAGUACCUAAGUUACAACUGUAACUUCAUGGGCAUCCUGGCAGGCCCACUCUGCUCCUACAAAGACUACAUUACUUUCAUCGAAGGCAGAUCGUACCACAUGACACGGUCAGGCGAAAACGGAAAAGAAGAAAUACAGAACGAGAGAGCAGAGCCAUCUCCAAAUGUUGCAGUUAUUCAGAAGCUCUUAGUCUGUGGACUUUCCUUACUAUUUCACUUGACCAUCUCUAACACCUUACCUGUGGAGUAUAACAUCGAUGAGAAUUUUCAAGCUACCGCUUCAUGGCCAACAAAAGUCAUCUAUCUUUACGUCUCUCUUCUGGCUGCCCGACCCAAAUACUAUUUCGCAUGGACAUUAGCGGAUGCUAUUAAUAAUGCUGCGGGCUUUGGUUUCAGAGGAUAUGAUGAAAAUGGAACGGCUCGUUGGGACUUAAUUUCCAACUUGAGAAUUCAGCAAAUAGAGAUGUCAACAAGUUUCAAGAUGUUUCUUGAUAAUUGGAAUAUUCAGACAGCUCUUUGGCUCAAAAGGGUGUGUUACGAACGAGCCUCCUUGAGUCCAACCAUCCAGACGUUCGUUCUGUCCGCCAUCUGGCACGGGGUUUACCCGGGGUAUUACCUGACGUUUCUCACGGGAGUGGUGAUGACACUGGCAGCACGAGCCAUGAGAAAUAACUUUAGACAUUAUUUCAUCAAACCUCCCCAGCUUAAAUUAUUGUAUGAUGUUACAACGUGGAUAGUGACUCAAAUAGCAAUAAGUUACACAGUUGUGCCAUUUGUACUUCUAUCUGUAAAACCGUCGUUCAUGUUUUACAGCUCCUGGUAUUACGGCCUGCACAUUGCUGGUAUCUUAGUAUUAUUGUUGUUGCCGGUGAAAAAAACUCAAAGAGGAAAGAAUACACAGGAAAAUGUUCAGCUGGCACGAUCCAAAAAGUUUGAUGAAAGAGAAAAUUUCUUGGGACAGAAUAGUUUUUCCACAACAAACAAUGUUUGCAAUCAGAAUCAAGAAAUAGCCUCUAGACAUUCAUCAUUAAAACAGUGAAGGGGAAAAUAUGCUGACGGCUAUUUUUUCUAUGUUAACAGAAACCACUCUUAGCACCUUUCAAGGGAUUUGUGUUUGUUUGGAAAGAGAUUAAGUGGGGGGACAUCUGACAGAGCUAGGUAGGGAAUUUCCUGUAUAGCAGAUUGGAAACGGAGUGAAUAACCCCUCCCAGGCCAUGUCCCUGUGGGCCACGCCUUAUAUAAAAAUAUUUCCAUUAUUUCAAUGGGCACUCAGGACCUCAGCAUAUGUCCACACGGUCAUAUGUGUGCCCUGUUGCUGAAUGUAUGUUGCGUAUCCCAAGGCACCGAAGAGGUGGACAGGUAAUUGUGUCAAUCUGGAUGAUUGAGAGAAAUUAACUUUUCCAAAUGAAUGUCUUGCCUUAAACCCUCUAUUUCCUGAAAUAUCGUUCCUAAAUGGUAUUUUCAAGUGUAAUAUUGUGAGAACACUAUUUCAAUAUUUGAUGUUAUAUGCUGUAAAGGAAUUCUGGAGGAAUUUUGAAACAGGAUAUUUAAGAUGUGGAUACUUUAAAAAUGCAAUAAACAUCUCAGUAUUGGAAGGGUUUUCUUAAAGUAUCUCAGAUGACUACAGUACGUAGCGAAACCGCAAACAGGACCGGAUGCCAAAUUAUACGUAGCUUAUUUUCCUGGAGAAUUUAAUUACUUUGUGUCAGUCAGAGCCCGUCAAGGAAGAAUUUCUUCAACACAGUUAAAGGUGGGUAAUGGGAUAUUUUAAGUUUAUUUUCUUAAAAAAAAAAAGCAAGAGAAGAUGACAAGGGAAGGAAGGAAGGCAUGAAUGAAGGAGGCCCCACGAGGACUGGCGUAGAGCCUGCUGGGAUGGGGCACAGGUGCACAGUGUAGGUACCACGUGCUCCGCAGACGUGCUUUUCACCUUUACUGAUCUGAGUUCUUCGUGAUUAUGUAAGACAUCAAGAUGUAAUAACUUUUUAAUGUGGUGGACUUUGAAAUGAAAUUUAUCAAGCAUAAAUUAUAUAGAAUUGUUAGAGGGAUCAUGAAAACAAUAGUGGCGGAUUGUGUGAGGGUUAUGGAAGAGAAAUCACUGAGUAAGGUGACUGUCUAGUCACUUUCUGAUCCUUAGCAGCUUACUUCCUAUUUGGGAAAGUUUUAGGGAGAUGAAAGCUUAAAGUCGUGGGGUCUGGCCCACAUUUUUAGAAAAUAAAAGAAAUCAGUUUCCAGACUCUUCAAUUCUUACAUUAAAAUGUUGCUCUUCACUCUUUUUAAUGAGUUUUAGGUUCUGUAAGUAGAAGAGUAUGCUUUUAUCUUACAGGCCAUUUUCCCCAUAAUUGGUCUCACCUUGAAUUACUAGAUGUCUCCUUUAAUGCCACAGUCUGGUGACGGGCGUGGUAAGCUGAAAGCAGAGGAGGGGACUGCGAGGCCAUCCUGGAGUGUAGGGCUUCAGCCGCAGAUAGUGAAUCACGGGAUCAUGGGGUUUGAGAGAAGAGCGGGGGACACGGCCUUCUGACUUCACCUUUAUGUGACCAGUCUUUGAUUUGACUUCACCUUUAUUUGACCAGUUCAUUUCCUUUCUGCCUUACAUUUUUAAUGCAAUGCAAAUUGGUUAGGUGUGGUGUGUCUUUUAUUUUUGUCGUUAGUAAGUUUGUAAGUGAAGUUAAAGCAGAACCCCUAUCUGGCUUGAGCUGCGCAGCAUUUCACUUAAAGAGAAACAGCAAGCGUCCUUGGAACUGGUGAGGUCUCCGUCAGCAAAAACAUCAGCGUAUCUUUUUAGAACUUUAGAAAUAUCCUGGUCUUUGUUUAUAGCAAAUGUGGUUAUUUUUCUAAAGGUAAAAUUUUUCCACCUGCUGAGGUCAGCCAUACCCUGCUACUUACUUCCCAGGCAAGGACAGAUAGCUAAAUAAAUUUUCUCUGUUUUCCCAUGCAUUGAAAUUAAGCUAGCUGUGUAACGUGAGACGAUGGAAAAGAAUAAUCAUGGAAAAUAUCUGCCCCCGAAAGGUCUCCUUAGUUUAAUUACUGCUGCAGAGAAUCUGAUCACUAUUUUUCAAAAGUAAACAAAUUCAGGGUUUAAAGGACAAGUCUAGGCAUGUCAUAAAUGAAAAUAAGAAAGCUUAAUAAAACUUUUUUUCAGCCCACCUCUAGCCAUGAAUAAAUAAUAACUGUUUAUUUUUAUCACCUAUGUCAUUUCUCUGCCUGUAAACCUAAAAUCACUGUUACCUGUUUCUUGUUCAAUGAAUGUCCUCAUGGUGUUGCCAUCCAGGAAGCAAGAUGAUUGAAUAAUUUUCCAAUUACUUUGAAGAUGAUACAUUAUCUAUACAGAUUGACUGAUUUUCAUCCCUUUGGAUCAACUAGUUUUUUGGUUUUUGUAUGAAAUGGUUUUAGGAUAGCUUUUCUCUAAUUUUGUAGAAAUUCUCAUAAGUAUGUAAUCUAGAAAAACUAAAGAAAUCUAAUUCUCGACUUUUCUUCUCAAGAAGAAACACUUUGUGCUGUGUGAAAUGACUGUAUCUACUUGGAGUGUUGUAAGGAUUAAUACUUCUACUUGAAGUGGAAACUGGUAUAUCUCUACUACUGUUAAGUAUAAAGGGAUUCAUUGUA